Messenger RNA from Drosophila eugracilis, 1113 nucleotides. Its product is annotated as arrestin domain-containing protein 3-like. Lineage: Eukaryota; Metazoa; Arthropoda; Insecta; Diptera; Drosophilidae. Gene Ontology annotation, cellular component: cytoplasm. The coding region runs from base 1 to 1113 and encodes 370 amino acids. The transcript has 4 exons. Gene Ontology annotation, biological process: protein transport. The record is from RefSeq and is a predicted model, not a curated record.
AUGCCCACGGCCAGACUACAGAUUUACAUACUCUUCGAGGGCGAGGCAACGGUGCAUUGGAAUGAAACCAGAACUACUAGCGUAAAUGGAAAUACGUCAAGCUAUACGCAGCCUUUUCGGAGCAAACAAAGGUACCUAAACACCCGUUCUAAUGUAUUCGGAUAUGGAGUACUACCAGCUGGUACGCACACCUACAACUACUGCUUUCUCUUGCCACUGGACUGCCCCACUUCAGUGGUGGCACAGCAUGGAAAGAUCAGCUACGAGAUCUCUCUGGUAAUCAAUCGCCAUUGGCGAUUCAACAAAGUCUAUAAACAUCCACUAACUGUGGUUCAGACCUACAACCUAAACAUGAGUCCUCAAUUGCUGAUACCGCUGGUGCGAGAGGAAGUCAAGCACUUUUGCUGUUGGCCAUGCAGUUCCGGUCCCGUUCUUUCAACUCUCACAAUACCUUUCGGUGGAUAUGCACCCGGCCAGAAGAUCCACUUCACCUUGGAAAUCGAUAACCAAUCGAGUGGCUAUGACCUGGACGGAAUCGAAGUUAAAUUGAAGCAGAACUUCUUGUUUGAGGCCAACUCCCCUUACAACAAAACGCGUGAGCAGGAGAACAGUCUAAGUCAAAGCUGCCAGGAGGAAAGGGUAUUGCGAUUGUCAAGUAAGAUCAUCAACUACACCUUGGCCAUUCCAUCGGUACCGCCGACCUCCCGCACCCAAUGUAUUAUAAUGGUGAGCUAUCGUGUGGUUGUGUCGCUGAAGAUGGGCAGCUGCCACAAGGACUCGGUCUUCGAAAUGCCGAUUGUCAUUGGCACCAUUCCUUUAAUCCAGAGCGCACGAAAUCCAUUUAAUGGGGUGCAGAGGAUACCAGAAACACAGAGUACCCCGGCCGUAACUGCUACAGAGCUGCCUCCUAGUUAUGACAACUGCAACCCACCAACCUUCGAGACGGCCACCAAUUUUGGGGAGAGGUUUAUAGACAUGGAUGUGGACGAGCACAAUCACACGGAUGACUUUAUUCCGCGUUACCCGGUGUACACCAACUUUGCAAUGCCGUCUGCGCCCCCUCCACCCUCUGAGGAACUGGAUUCCCAAUUCGUUCCUGUAACUUCCUCAUAA